GGCAUUCAGUAUGCUGACUUUGCAGGUCUUUCUGGGGGUUUCCCUUUGUGCUCUGCUGAUUCUGGGUACACAUGGCUCUCCAGUUAAAGGCUCAGAAUUCCAGGAGCAUAGUGGCAGUGGUUCAUAUACUGGAGGCCGUCAUCAUCAAGGAGCUGGCAGCCAUUAUGCACCGAUGUAUUCUGGACAAACUUUAGGUGUGAGCUCUAUGCCUGGAGCAGGAUACCCAGCUGAAUAUCUCAGUUCAUCACAGACUGAAGCUGCCCAGUCUAGUCUACCUGAAACCAAGUGGUCUGUGGAGCCUAAAAUCUUCUCUGAAGAGGGAUUGGCCAACACUGAAGCUGUCGGCUCCAGUGACUUUGUCCCAGCUCCCCAUCCUCCUGUACCAUAUGGUCCUGUCCUCCAGUCUGGGGAGACUUCCAAUGUUGUGAAGGAAGCUGAACUUGGGAACUACCAGCAGGAAACUGAGGAACUUGGUUAUGCAAACAAUCAUAUGAUGCCUGGUUAUGCAAGUCCAUUUCUGCCAAUUGUUGGUGGCUUGGGGGGUUACCCUGGUCCAUACCCGUAUCUUUAUCCAGCAUUUGACUUCAGGCUCCUGUAUGGUCUGUACCCUCCUGGCACCUACACCACCUUCAGCAAAAACCAUGAGAAGGGCAAGGACUACUAUCAAGAUGUUCACUACUUGAGAGAACAUGGGCCUGUUCCUUCAGAUUUUCCCAGCAGACCUGGAGAGCAGAAGAUCAUCUUCCCAAGGGUACCUCAAAGCUCCUGAAUUUGAGGCAAUGCUUAGCGAGUUGAGCAUUUUAAAUAUUUCCUUAACUGACAUAUGAAAAUUAAAAGCUAAUGCACAAUAAAAUUGUUACCAACA
Molecule: messenger RNA, 865 nt
Organism: Nematolebias whitei (Rio pearlfish)
Lineage: Eukaryota; Metazoa; Chordata; Actinopteri; Cyprinodontiformes; Rivulidae
Exons: 4
Coding region: 11-769 (252 amino acids)
Source: RefSeq, a predicted model, not a curated record